CCCAUCUGCCUACGGCCGCCUCCUUCCUCCCUUCUCCCUUCUCCCUUAUCACUCCCAGCAACGUCCUUCCCCAUCGUAUCGAGUAUGCAGACCCUGCCAGUAUGGAGACCGAAAACGGCGACGAUGUAAUAUUAUUAUCUGACGACGAAACGGCCUCUGACUCUGGACCCGAAGUUGCGAGGGCGCCCUUCUCAAGUACCAAAGCUCUCGGCAAGCGAAAAGUCAGGCCCGAUUUCGAGGAAAAAGUGGUAUGGGAUGAUGAUUCCGAUGACGGCCUUCAGCUGGCAUCAAAAUCUAAAAAGCGUAGAGGGGGGAAAAAGCGAGGACGGGAACAUAAAGGCCAGGAGAAAAACAAGGGCAAAGGCAAGGCGCAGAAGGAUAGCAAUCGCGAGGAUGUCAAAGGCGAACCAUCGAUCUCAGCCGGUGCCCAAGAUGACUAUGCCAUGGCGGGCGCACCGGUUUAUCUGCGGGAGAGGAGACAGGAAUUCGAUAAAACCCGCGAAUCCCUGCACGAAGCGGGCUUGCUCCUGCCACCCGACUACACCGGCAUUGAGUUUACCGACAACGAAGACGAGAGCGAAAGACCCGGACGCGGUGCCGUGGAAGAACGGCCCCAAUUCGACGACAGCACCGGCGUGAAACCGUGCCGCCCCUAUGAGGACGUCGAGCUCGAAUCCUCGGCGGGCGUCAUACCCGCGCCCAUCGCCCAGUACCUGCGAGAGUACCAGAUCACUGGCGUGCGAUUCCUCCACCGGCUUUUCGUCUACCAGGAGGGCGGCAUCCUCGGCGACGACAUGGGUCUGGGCAAGACGGUCCAGGUUGCCGCCUUCCUCACUGCGGCGUUCGGCAAGUCGGGCACCAAGCGUGACCAAAAGCGGAUGAGGAAGAUGCGCAGAGACGCCCGCCGCUGGUAUCCCCGCGUCUUGAUCGUCUGCCCGGGCUCUCUCCUGGAGAACUGGAAAAACGAGCUGCAUCGGUGGGGCUGGUGGCACGUCGAUGUGUAUCACGGAUCCGGGAAGGAGGAUGUGCUUGGCGCGGCGAGGGCUGGCAUGGUGGAGAUCAUGAUCACGACGUACCAGACGUACAAGAUGCAGCAAGACGCCGUCAAUACAGUCAAGUGGGAUGUAGUCGUGGCUGAUGAGUGCCACAUCAUCAAGCGUCCAGGCUCGGAAGUCACGAAGGCUAUGGAUCAGGCGAACGCCCUAUGCCGGAUCGGCCUAACAGGCACCGCUAUUCAGAACAACUACGGCGAGCUCUGGACCCUGCUCAACUGGACGAACCCAGGGCACUUCGGCACCUGGUCCGAGUGGGAAAGAACCAUCGCCAAACCGCUCAGGUUAGGCCAAUCUCAUGAUGCGACGCUGCACCAGCUGAGCAGAGGUCGGAUCACAGCGAAGAAACUAGUCACGAACCUCCUCCCCCCCUAUUUUCUGCGUCGGGUGAAGACCCUUAUUGCGCACCAACUUCCCAAAAAGAGCGACAGAGUCGUCUUCUGUCCCUUGACCGACGCACAGCGCGAGGCCUACAAAAACCUUAUCGAUUCGCCGGAGCUUGACCUUCUCCGGACCGUCGGGGAUCGCUGCGAGUGCGGCUCCGGCGCUGCCCGCGGCUGGUGUUGCGAUGAGCGGCUUCCUAACGGCAAGCACUGGAAGUCGAUCGUUUUCCCCAGCGUAAUGACGUUGCAGAAGUUGGCGAACCAUCUCACACUGCUCGUGCCUUCUUCAACUGCCGCCGAUCCUAGCGAGAAGCAGGAGCGGGAGAUGGCGACGCUGAGGACGUGUUGCCCCGACACUUGGGCUUAUUUGUUCACGAAUCGCGACGCCAUCAUGAACCUGGCGAAUCCCGAGUUUUGCGGCAAGUGGAAGGUGCUGAAGAAGCUCCUCAAGUUCUGGCACAGCAGCGGCGACAAGGUGCUGGUCUUUUCCCAUAGCGUCCGCUUGCUUCGCAUUCUCCAGCACCUGUUCCGCAAUACGAGCUACAGCGUCACCUACCUGGACGGAUCGCUCUCGUACGCGGACCGGCAAGGGGCCGUGGACGAAUUCAACUCGGACCCGACCCAGUUUGUCUUCCUCAUUUCGACCAAGGCGGGGGGCGUCGGGCUCAAUAUCACCGCCGCCAACAAGGUCGUCAUCUUCGACCCCCACUGGAACCCCGCCUACGACCUCCAGGCGCAGGACCGAGCCUACCGGAUCGGUCAGAGGCGAGACGUCGACGUCUUCCGCCUCGUCUCGUCGGGCACCAUCGAAGAGAUCGUCUACGCGCGGCAGAUCUACAAGCAGCAGCAGGCCAACAUCGGGUACACGGCGUCCUCCGAACGUCGCUACUUCAAAGGCGUGCAGGAGACCCUGGACCGCAAGGGGGAGAUCUUCGGCCUCGCCAAUCUCUUCGCGUACCGGGAGGACCAUCUCGUCAUCCGGGACAUCGUGAACAAGACGAACAUAGCCGAGGCCAAAGCCGGCACCGGUAUCGCCCUGGUAGGCUUGGAUAUGGAGCAAGCCGUCAACGACGAGGAGCUCCAGUGGAUCAAGCAGGAAGCGGCGCCGGGGGAAGGCGCCGGGGCGGCGGGAUCCGCCGAGGACGGAGGCAUGUCCCAGCUCGCGGCCCUGAUCACGAAAAAGACAGGCAGCAGCGGCAGCCACGGACCGGCGCAGCAGAAUGGUCACGACUCCCACCAGUCGCCGAAAAGCGACGCCAUCCAGGCCAUCCUCGCCUCUGCAGGCGUGGAGUACACGCACGAGAACUCGGAAGUGAUCGGCACGUCGAAAGUCGAAGAGAAACUAUCACGCGCGGCAGAGAUGGUCGCGGCAGCCCAGGGUGGGGAAGGGGGAGGCGGAGGCGGAGGCGACAGUGGAGACGGCACAAAUGACGAGGACGACGUGGACGGCGACAGCGCCCUGUUGGCUGAUGCGUUCACCAGGGAAAUCUUCGGCACACGGGGCCAGGGCCGGGGCCGGGGCCGGGGCACGGGGUUCCUGUACCGGUACAACCCGCCCGAGGACGUGAUGCGCCGCCAAUUCUGCACCAUGGCGCGCGAGUUUGGCUUCGCGUCGGCGACCCAGUUUGCGCUGGUCGUGGAGAGCUGGACGCAGGAGCAGCGCCGGAACUGCCUGGAUGCCUUUUACCGGAUCCGCGAGGGGAGGCUCCUCGCGCAGGAGGCGGUGGAUCGCGAGUCCGUCGUGGGCUUGGACUCGGUCGCCUUACACCGCGGUCCACAAGGCCACGGUUCUGUCUUUACCGAUGGGGCAGCUCCUGUCGACAAGACGAAGACGGAAGUCAAGAAUGAUGUGAAGGAAGAAGGAAGGUCGGUCCUCUGGAAGGUCCCAGCCAUGCCGCCGCCGCCGCCGCCAUCGUCGUCUUCCGCCGUGUCCGAGAAGAAACGAAGCUCGAUUUUCAUCUACGAUUCUGAUGACGACGAGACGGACGAGCUGUGAUGUGGGAAGGUUGGAUUACAAGAUCACCACGCGGGCGUAUCGUGCGGUUUCGACUUGGAGAACGUGGAAUAUAACGGGACAAGAUACCCCUGGCGUUUUGGACUUAUGAUGGGGCUUGAUGGGCAUGGUAGCGUUGAUAAUGAAAGAUGCGGUGCUCCAUUUGGGAGGGUUGAAGCGCCCAGCACCUCGUUUCUUAGACUUUUGGAAACGUCUUUAUAUAGUCCGAGGAGAGGAAUACCAUCAUGUCAUGGUGGUAUUCCUUUGAGCUGACAAUCAGGAAAGUGAUGGACUCAAAAGACACGCUAGGAAACCCACAUGAGACAGAGAACCGACGACAACAUGGCAUGAACAAAAAUGAACCAAUGCUUACAGUGUAUUUAUACAAAGAGAAC
Sodiomyces alkalinus F11 is the source of this 3823-nucleotide messenger RNA. RefSeq lists its product as hypothetical. The transcript has a single exon. Lineage: Eukaryota; Fungi; Ascomycota; Sordariomycetes; Glomerellales; Plectosphaerellaceae. Gene Ontology annotation, molecular function: ATP binding; ATP-dependent chromatin remodeler activity. The record is from RefSeq and is a predicted model, not a curated record. Bases 102 to 3431 code for a protein of 1109 amino acids.